AUGARCRCUCAUAUCUAUGAGGCACUUGCAAAUUCAUCUUGUGUGUGGGAAUGUUGUAAUUGUGGCCUACCAAACUUCUCAAGCUCACUUCUGGAUUCUUUUGCUGAUUUAAAUUGCACAAACCGGUUCUCGACCCUUAGUGGUUCAUCUGAAGACUUAGAGCCUCCACUGUUUACUUCGUCUCCGGACCAGCUUCGACAACAAGUAAGAUCUACACCAUUGCUAGGAUCGCCUUUUUCAUCUCAGGCAAAUGUUAAAAUAGAGUUAGUCAAGCAAAMACCUCUAUAUCUAGCCUCAAUCUACCGACCAACUGACAAUCAAGAAGAACUUCYCGAUGAGCUUGAAAAAUCUUUGCUCAACSUUCAAUCCAAUGGAUGUCCUCGUGUUGUAAUUUCAGGUGAUUUCAAUGUACCAGAUAUUAAUUGGGAUGGUCUAUCAAUAUCGUCAAAUCCACAAUAUGGCCUAUCCUUGAAUAAAAAGAUGAUAAGUAUGAUAAGUAUGGUAUCAUUUCCAACUAGACGUCAAUCUAUAUUAAACCUUGUUUUAACAAGCCAUCCUGACAUAGUAACAAAUAUUCGAAGUACAGAAGGUAUAAGUGACCACUCGGCAGUAUCUUUUGAUCUUAAUAUGUCAGUGAAGAUUAACAAGAAAAGGCCAAGAUCUGUAUACAAAUUYAAUAAGGCUGACUUUAAUGAAGUGAGGUCUGAGGCUUCAGAACUUAKCAAAUCCUUCUUUGGUAGAAACCCAAUUGAUUAUUCUAUUGAGGACAACUGGAAAUUUUUCAAGGCAGGCCUGUUAGAAAUCCUAGACAGAAGGGUUCCUAAAAAGAAGCUGGGUACAUGGAAUAAUGCUCCAUGGAUUUCAAGAGACCUAAAAAGGUUAUUAAGGAAAAAGAAAAGACUUUAUAAUUUAUACAAGAAAACUAAUAACCCAGCGGACAAACAGAAAUAUCGCAAAUUCCAAAAACACGUCAAAGAGAAACUACGCAAACCUCAAGAUGAUCACAUAGCAGAGUCAUUAAAUAUUGACCCAAAGGAUAUACCCAAGAGGUUUUGGUCUUACAUAAAGGCAAAGAAGCAAGAUCAGAUUGGUAUUCCACCUUUGAAAAGUGAUUCAGGUCUUAAAGUCUUUCUAAGGCUGAAAUUCUAA
This is a messenger RNA of Exaiptasia diaphana, 1149 nucleotides long. RefSeq lists its product as uncharacterized. The transcript has 3 exons. Lineage: Eukaryota; Metazoa; Cnidaria; Anthozoa; Actiniaria; Aiptasiidae. Gene Ontology annotation, molecular function: catalytic activity. The record is from RefSeq and is a predicted model, not a curated record. The coding region runs from base 1 to 1149 and encodes 382 amino acids.